Molecule: messenger RNA, 552 nt
Organism: Salvia hispanica
Lineage: Eukaryota; Viridiplantae; Streptophyta; Magnoliopsida; Lamiales; Lamiaceae
Product: multifunctional methyltransferase subunit TRM112 homolog A-like
Biological process (GO): rRNA (guanine-N7)-methylation; tRNA methylation; peptidyl-glutamine methylation
Molecular function (GO): protein heterodimerization activity
Source: RefSeq, a predicted model, not a curated record
AUGAGGCUCCUAACUCAUAAUAUGCUAUCAUCAAACAUCAAAGGCGUGACCAGCGGAUUCCCCCUUCGGAUUGAGGUGGAGAAAGUGGUGGAGAAGGAGGUGGAGUUGAACGCAGACUUCCUCCGGAACAUGUUUGCCAAGGUUGAGUGGAAGGCGCUCGUGGAGGCCUCCAAAACCUUGGGGUAUACUGAGCUGCCCGAUAAUGUUGAGCCCUCCAUGCUCGACUCUGAUGAGUUUUUAAACAGGUUCCACCACGCCCUCCUCGAGCUCCACCUUGAGGAAGGCGCGUUGGUUUGCCCUGAGACUGGCCGGAAGUUCCCGGUCAACAAGGGGAUCCCUAAUAUGCUGCUACAUGAAGACGAGGUCUGAUUGUUGCCGUGUGCGGUUGUGUUUAGAAAUAUAUGUCUGCCUAUGUCAGAAUCUAAGGGCAAGUAGAAACAUGACUGAUGAUUUAAAUGAUUUGGUUUGUACUUGUUGAGAAAUCUCAAAUGAGUUCUUGUUAGCCUGCUUGCUUUUCAGAUUUUUCAGUAAUACUACACCUUUCCUUUCUUG